Molecule: messenger RNA, 2329 nt
Organism: Olea europaea var. sylvestris
Lineage: Eukaryota; Viridiplantae; Streptophyta; Magnoliopsida; Lamiales; Oleaceae
Product: protease 2
Exons: 10
Coding region: 72-1985 (637 amino acids)
Biological process (GO): proteolysis
Cellular component (GO): cytosol
Molecular function (GO): serine-type endopeptidase activity
Source: RefSeq, a predicted model, not a curated record
GAAUGUUAUAUAACUGUUGAAUCACUUAUAUUUCAGGUACCAAACCUUUAGAAGAUCAGAUUUAUGCUGAGAUGAGAGGACGGCUUAAAGAAGAUGAUAUAACUGCUCCAAUCCGCAGAGGACCUUACUACUAUUACAAUAGGACUUUGGAGGGUAAAGAAUAUGUCCAGCAUUGUCGUCGUCUUGCUUCUAAUAUUGGUGCUCUGACUUCUGUAUAUGACACCAUGCCAACUGGAUCUGAUGCACCCCCUGAGCAUGUCAUCCUGGAUGAGAACAUCAAAGCUCAAGAACACACAUUUUACAUUAUUGGCGCUUUUAAAGUCAGUCCGAAUAAUAAAUUUGUUGCAUAUGCUGAAGACACUAAAGGAGAUGAAAUUUUUACUGUUCAUGUCAUUGAUAUAGAGUCCCGAACACCAGUUGGGAUGCCUCUGGUUGGAGUUACAUCAGAUCUAGAAUGGGCAGGUGACGAGGCUUUAGUUUACACCACGAGGGAUCAGAUCCUCCGGCCGGACAAGGUUUGGUUACAUAAGGUUGGAACAGAACAAGCAUUAGAUUCUUGUCUGUAUCAUGAAAAGGAUGAAACAUUCUCUCUAGAUCUUGUGGCUUCUGAGAGCAAGAAGUUUCUAUUUGUUGCAUCUGAGAGUAAAAUCACAAGAUUUGUCUUUUAUCUUGAUGUUUUGAAGCCUGGAAAUGGACUAAAUGUUUUGACACCACGAUUAGAUGGCAUUGACACAUCAGCAAGUCAUCGUGGGAAUCAUUUCUUCAUUAAGAGGAGGAGUGACGAAUGUUUUAAUUCUGAACUACUUGCUUGCCCACUGGAUAAUACAUCGGAUACCAGAGUUAUACUUCCCCACCGGCCAAGUGUAAAAAUCCAGGACGUACAACCUUUUAGCAAUCAUCUUGUUGUCUAUGAGCGUGAAGAUGGUCUGCCAAAAAUAAACAUAUAUCGGCUUCCAGCUAUUGGAGAACCAGUUGGCAGACUUGAAGGUGGCCGGACUCUUGAUUUUGUGGAUCCCGUAUACUCAUUGGAUAUGUCGGAGUCAGAAUUUUCUUCCAGCAUUUUAAGGUUUCAUUAUAGCUCGAUGAGGACACCUCCUUCUGUUUAUGAUUAUGAUAUGAACUCUGGGGUUUUAGUUCUCAAGAAGACCAAAAUGGUUUUGGGAGGCUUUGAUUCAAAAAGUUACAUUACUGAAAGGCUGUGGGCUACUGCUCCAGAUGGAACUCAGAUACCCAUAUCAAUUGUCUACAGAAAGGAUCUUGUGAAGCUUGACGGGUCGGAUCCGUUAUUUCUCUAUGGUUAUGGUUCCUAUGAGAUAUGUAUAGAUCCAAAUUUUGAGGAAUCAAGUUUGUCUUUGUUAGAUAGGGGUUUCAUUUAUGCCAUUGCUCAUGUUCGUGGAGGUGGUGAAAUGGGGAGACAGUGGUAUGAAAAUGGAAAACUGUUGAAGAAGAAGAAUACAUUCACAGAUUUCAUUGCUUCCGCAGAAUAUUUGGUAGAGAAGAAUUAUUGUUCAAAGGAAAAACUUUGCAUUGAGGGAAGAAGUGCAGGGGGUUUGCUAGUUGGUGCUGUUCUUAACAUGAGGCCUGAUUUAUUUAAGGCUGCUGUAGCUGGAGUUCCUUUUGUUGAUGUUUUGACUACAAUGCUCGAUCCGACUAUUCCCCUUACAACUUCAGAGUGGGAGGAAUGGGGUGAUCCUAGGGAAGAAGAGUUUUAUUUCUAUAUGAAGUCUUAUUCUCCUGUUGAUAAUAUUAAAGCCCAAAAUUAUCCAGCCAUUCUUAUAACAGCCGGUUUACAUGAUACGCGGGUUAUGUAUUCAGAACCUGCCAAGUUUGUGGCAAAGUUGAGGGAUGUGAAAACUGAUGACAAUGUUCUCCUGUUUAAAUGUGAACUUGGCGCUGGACAUUUUUCAAAGUCAGGAAGGUUUGAAAGGCUCCAGGAACACGCCUUGAAAUAUGCUUUUAUCUUGAAGACGUUAAAUAUGGUCUGAAAGGCAGGCGGGCAGGCAUUUGGUGGCGAGAAACCAAUGUUUUUGCUUUUAAGAUGCAGUUUUAAAAGUCUCCAGGAAGACACAGACUUAAAUAUGGUUUGAAAGGCAGGCAGUCUCCAGGAAGUUGCCUUCAGAUAAGUGUUAAUUUCAGGACAUGAUCCUAAAUCUUUCAUUUUACAUAGAUUUUAUGAAAUGGGGAAAUAUCUGAAUUUUACCUUUUGAUUGUAUAGGCCGUGGUUGAUUCAUGCCUCCAAAGAAUCUCUCUUCAAUUAGUGUUUUUCUUAUAUAUAUAAACUUCUAUGGUUUCGAAAAAUCAAUUGGAAUUCAUCGAUUUCCCAUGUCAA